This is a messenger RNA of Plasmodium gonderi, 702 nucleotides long. RefSeq lists its product as hypothetical. The coding region runs from base 1 to 702 and encodes 233 amino acids. NCBI's taxonomy places the organism in Eukaryota, Apicomplexa, Aconoidasida, Haemosporida, Plasmodiidae. The transcript has 4 exons. The record is from RefSeq and is a predicted model, not a curated record. Gene Ontology annotation, biological process: regulation of ribosome biogenesis. Gene Ontology annotation, cellular component: nucleolus. Gene Ontology annotation, molecular function: nucleic acid binding.
AUGUCGAAAAAGUACUACGAAAAGUUACUCUGCGAUAUCCAAAAUCAGUCUAAACCAGUCGAGUCAAAAUAUGGUUCUUACAUAAUGCAGAAAUUUGGAUGGGUCAAGGGCAAAGGUCUAGGGAAACAAGAAAAUGGCAACUUGAACAUUAUGAAAAUUAAAAAGUACGGAGAGCAUGGGCUAGGAUAUGAAGAACACCAAGAAGAAGAGGACAAAAAAGGUAUGUGGUGGGAAAACAUGUACAACAACUGUGCCAAGAAAAUAAGUCAAGGAAAGAGUAAUAUGGCCUUGAUGAAUGAACCAAAGGAAGAAAAAAAAAAGAGUGAGAAUGUUAAGUAUUCCAUUUUUGUGAAAAAAAGUAAAUCUAUAACCUUAAAUUUAGGAAAUGAUAAUUGCGCUCCGUCAAAAUUGGAGGAUAAUGCAUCCCCUUCCGUUAACAAUUUUGAAAAAAUGAAUAUCAAAAUUGAUGAGAAGAAGGCAAAUGGGUUAUCUACAAAUAUGCAUAAUAUCAGUGAAGUACACGUUCAGGUGAAAUCGAGCAUAGUAGAGGGGGGGUAUGUUAAGAGGAAGAAUGGUACAGGGAAUUUAUUAAUCAAUAAAGUAGCGAAUAAAUCAAAAAAGAAGAAGAAAUGGAAGCGUAAUAUGUGGAGAGAUCGUGUGGUGCAUGCAAAGGAAGCAGUAUCAAGCGAAGGGAGAAAAUAA